Molecule: messenger RNA, 2606 nt
Organism: Atta colombica
Lineage: Eukaryota; Metazoa; Arthropoda; Insecta; Hymenoptera; Formicidae
Gene: Su(var)3-3
Product: lysine-specific histone demethylase 1A
Exons: 14
Coding region: 87-2462 (791 amino acids)
Biological process (GO): regulation of DNA-templated transcription
Cellular component (GO): nucleus
Molecular function (GO): flavin adenine dinucleotide binding; oxidoreductase activity; protein binding
Source: RefSeq, a predicted model, not a curated record
CAUCAAAACAAACUCGAGGAACUGUGAUUGCCAUCACUUUGGACCGAUAUUAAAUAAUCAGCUAAUAUUUAAAUAACCAGCACGAUAUGAGCCGUAGGAAAAGAGCAAAGGUGGAGUACAGAGAAAUGGAGGAAAAGUAUAAUCAGUUGGAAGAUGAGAAUGCCUCGGAUACAUCAGAGAAAUCUAAAACUGGUCUCGUAACACCUGAGAAAAAAGUAUCCAUUGAGAUAAAAAAGGAUUCUGAAUCUACAGUACCUGCUCCUGUACCUUCUGUCUCAAAGUCUGAGGUUAAGGAUGAUGAUGAUCAAGAUAGUGAUCAUGAAGAUCCACAUGUAAAGGAAUUGUUAAAUGGAUUGGAAGGUGCAGCCUUUCAGAGUCGUCUUCCGUUUGAUAAAUUGACAUCUACUGAAGCUGCUUGUUUUCCUGAUAUCGCUGGUGGACUAUUACAAACACAGAAAGUAUUUUUACACAUUAGGAAUAGACUUCUGCAAAUUUGGUUGGAAAAUCCAAAACAGCAGUUAAUCAUCGAAAAUGUAUUACCACAAAUUGAAUCACCUUAUAACAGUGACACAGUACUUGCUCGUAGGAUUCAUGCAUUUUUAGAGCGACAUGGUUUCGUAAACUUUGGAGUUUUUAAACGUCUUAAGCCUUUACCGACUAAAAAGUUAGGCAAAGUCAUUGUAAUAGGGGCUGGUAUUGCUGGAUUGGCAGCAGCUCAACAAAUGCAACAAUUCGGCUUAGAAGUAAUUGUGUUGGAAGCUAGAGAUCGUGUUGGUGGACGAAUCGCUACGUUUCGUAAAUCAAAUUAUAUUGCGGAUUUAGGAGCAAUGGUAGUUACAGGUCUAGGUGGAAAUCCUGUAACGACUCUUAGUAAACAAAUUAAUAUGGAGCUUCAUAAGAUACGUCAAAAGUGUCCAUUGUAUGAAAGCGAUGGUCAAACGGUUCCCAAAGAUAAAGAUGAAAUGGUUGAAAGAGAAUUUAAUAGAUUAUUAGAAGCGACUUCUUAUCUAUCGCAUCAAUUAGAUUUUAAUUACGUAAAUAGCGCAGGAUCUGGAGGACAGCAAAGUAGUAAUGCACGUCCAGUAUCUUUAGGACAAGCAUUAGAAUGGGUAAUACGUUUACAAGAACAAGGUGUAAAGCAGCGUCAAGUAGCGCAUUUACGUUCAGUACUUUCGUUGCAAGGACGAUUAAUCACCAAUCAGCAUAGAAUGAUCUCUAUUAUGGAUCGUUUAAUGGAACUGAAUAAACAAUAUAAAGAAUUGACCGAAAGUAAAUUACAAACUCGAGAUAUAACGCAGGAAUUUGUGCUCCGAUCUAAGUUACGUGAUCUCCAUAAUGUUUGCAAGGAAUGGGAUCAAUUAUCAGAUCAACAAAAAGAAAUUGAAGCAAAACUACAAGAGUUGGAAGCAUCACCUCCUAGCGACGUCUAUUUAUCAUCCAAAGAUCGGCAGAUACUGGAUUGGCAUUUUGCGAACUUGGAGUUUGCCAAUGCAACAUCUUUGUCGAACUUGAGUUUGAAGCACUGGGAUCAAGACGAUGAUUUCGAAUUCACUGGAAGUCAUCUAACGGUUCGCAACGGUUAUUCUUGUGUACCUGUUGCUCUCUCGGAAGGACUUGAUAUUCGAUUGAACAUAGCUGCCAGGGCAGUGCGAUACGGGCCAAAUGGUGUAGAAGUAUGGGCCUCACCCGCCCGUAGUUUGCACACAAAUCACACCAUUUAUAAAGCGGACGCCGUUCUGGUUACACUACCUCUUGGAGUCCUUAAGACUUCCGCACCGCCUUCCGGAGUCACCUUCAAUCCGCCACUUCCGGAUUGGAAGGCUCAAGCUAUUCAACGGCUUGGUUUUGGCAAUUUAAAUAAGGUAGUACUAUGCUUCGAGCGCAUUUUCUGGGAUCCAACGGCCAAUUUGUUCGGCCACGUGGGAAGUACCACCGCAUCGCGUGGCGAGCUCUUCCUGUUCUGGAACUUAUACAAGGCACCAGUUCUAUUGGCCCUCGUCGCUGGUGAAGCAGCUUGCGUAAUGGAAAAUGUCAGUGACGAUGUUAUCGUCGGCCGUUGCAUCGCCGUCCUGAAAGGCAUUUUUGGAAACCAAGUGGUACCGCAACCGCGUGAAAGCGUCGUGACGAGGUGGCGGGCGGAUCCUUGGGCACGAGGUUCUUACAGUUUCGUCGCGGUCGGCAGUUCCGGCAGCGAUUACGAUCUUCUAGCAGCACCCGUCUCACCUCCGCACUUAGUUAAUCAACCCCCACCGCAGCCGAGAGUCUUCUUCGCAGGGGAGCACACUAUACGGAAUUAUCCAGCCACCGUACAUGGCGCAUUCCUCAGCGGCCUUCGUGAAGGUGGACGUAUAGCCGACCAACUUUGUGGAAGUCCUUAUGCGCCACCAACAAUGACAGCUUCAGUUCCGCCAACGACGGGGAUCACGCCAACAGUAAAUACCGGCAGCAGUUCGACGCCUUAAUAUUUUCGCAUCGACUAUGUCAUUUUUGUCUUUCUGUAUGCGAAGAAACUCCGAGGAUGGUCAUUUACGAAGAAACUCUUCCUUGAGAUUCUUCCGGAAAAAAAAAAAAAAAUUCUUCGCGAUAAUCUCAAAUCAUGCGACAAC